GGCGGGCCCAUGACCCAAUUCAAAAAGUCCGAGGAUUCAUGACCGAUUCUGUUUUUCGGAGAAUCAGAUUUUGCUCGAGGCCCUGAAAUCUUCUGAUCCAAAGUGAACUGCCAUGGCGGAAGUUAUGAGCAGGGGAAGCAUUUUCACCGCAUGCCAUAAUCUGAUUCCAAGAAGCGAUGACCAUGGCUCCGGUACCGUGUCCUGUCGGAUUCUAGGGAACCCUCCUGUGAGGUUGAGCUCUUUGACAUGGUCGAGGAGUGAUUUCCAUGGCAGGGGAGUUGUUCUUGUCCCCCAAAGGCAUGAGGUUGUCAAGAAGCGAGGAGGGAGCCCCUGGAACCUCACCAUUGAUGCUCAGGGGAGUAUGGCGAUAGGGAAGGCCCAGAGAUGGUGGCAGAAAGGACUGCAGCCCAACAUGGAGGAGGUGGAGAGCGCGCAGGACCUCGUGGACUCAUUGCAGACUGCAGGGGACCGGCUCGUGGUGGUUGAUUUCUUCUCCCCGGGAUGCGGCGGCUGCAAGGCCCUACACCCGAAGAAAUGCCAGCUCGCUGAGGCGAACCCCGACGUCCUGUUCCUUCAUGUGAACUACGAGGAGCACAAGUCCAUGUGCUACAGCCUCGGCGUCCAUGUUCUGCCCUUCUUCCGGUUCUACCGCGGGGCCCACGGUCGGCUCUGCAGCUUCAGCUGCACCAACGCCACGAUCAAGAAAUUCAAAGACGCGCUUGCCAAGCACACUCCAGAUCGGUGCAGCCUCAGGCCCACAAAAGGCCUAGAAGAGAGACAGCUCCUCGCGCUCGCCGCCAACGAGGAUCUGUCCUUCACAUACACCCUGGUCCAUGCUCAGCCUAUUCCUGCAGAGGAGGAAGCCCUCCUGGAGCCGAAACCAUCUCGCUCAAACUCGGCUGCUCCUCUUUUGCAUCUGUCGAGCAAAGUGGAGUCCAAUCGGAAUUCCAAUCAGAGAGAUCUGGUCUCUUCAGGUAGAUGAUGUGGACCGUCAAGAAGAAAGCAUUUCCCAACUCCCUUCGAUCCAUUGUACAUAAAUUUUGCUUUGAUAGGAAGAUCGAGUUUGCUUGUGCUAAAGCCAUUGUUGUUCUUGUCAUUUGGUAAAACCCCCCUUCUGUUUCCAUAGCCAUUUCACCCCAUGGCUUCGUUGUAAUCUUUCCUUCUCUGAAAGUUCCAUUGCCAAUGUACCUUGUAACUGGUUCUUUGUUGGACCAUAAUACUGCAACCGAUGAGUGAAAGUGAGAGUGAGAGCUCGAUUUCUGUACAUAAUAAUAUGCUUCGAGUUUGUAUGGUAAAUUUAUCAAAUGUAACCUCAAAGACAGCUAAAGUUUAUGGAACAUUUGGGGAUUGAGCCUAAA
Molecule: messenger RNA, 1358 nt
Organism: Punica granatum (pomegranate)
Lineage: Eukaryota; Viridiplantae; Streptophyta; Magnoliopsida; Myrtales; Lythraceae
Source: RefSeq, a predicted model, not a curated record